CGUUAUAUUUAAAACAUAAAUUCUCUGUGGGAGUGAUCUCUUAAGAUCAUUUGAACACACUAUUAAAUUAGUGUGUCACUAGCAGUUCAAGUGUGUAUAUAGCCAUCAUUCUAAAAUCUAAAAAUAUAAACCAUCACAUAUAAAACAACAAAAAAUUGUGAAAAAUUUCAUAAAUUUAUUAAAACGGUUUAUCCUAAUUAAUAAUCACAAUAAUUUUAUUCAAUAAAAUUACAAAAAUAAUUGAAAAUGGAUUCCGCCAUUGAUGGUUGUGCAGUGUGUCAAAUACCGGCCACUCUUUUUUGUUCCGCUUGCAAAGUAGUCAAAUACUGUGGAGCUGAACAUCAGCGCCAGCAUUGGAAGCUGCAUAAAAAAGAAUGUCGCUGUUUUCGCAUUGAUAAUGAUGCAACAGUGGGUCGUUAUCUGUUGGCCACUAAAGAUAUUAAAGCUGGUACGACUAUAUUCUGUGAAGCGCCCUUGGUUGUGGGUCCCAAGUGGUAUUUAACGGAAAAGGAACAAGAAGUACCGGUUAUGCCCUGUGUGGGCUGUUUUACACCUUGUCGCAUGGGUGCAUAUCAGUGUCCAAAAUGCCAUUGGCCCUGUUGUUCUCCCGACUGUGAGGGGUUGGACAAUCCUAAUUUGCAUGCUUUAGAAUGCUGUAUUUUAAUGCUGGGAUCUGGACCGAAACCGGCUGGAGAUAUGAAUGCCUUGUUGGAUUAUUAUCGGUCGGAUGCUUUGUUGGUUUUGAAAUGUUUGAUUUUGCAAAGACAAAAUACCAAAAAAUGGAGCGAACUAAUGGACAUGCAAAGUCAUGAAGAGGACAGACAGGGCACGGAAUUGCAGGAAGAUGCUGAACAACGCAUUGUGUCCUAUUUGCAGCGCAAUUUUUUGCAACCUUUAAAAACGGUUGAACGACAGACCAAGAGUAAACAUUUGCCCGAAUAUGACAGCGCUAUUUUACAUCGCAUUUGUGGCAUUAUAGAGACCAAUUACAUGUGCAUUAGUUUGUCGUCUGGCUUGGAAUUGAGUGGCGUCUUCUAUACAGCCUGCAUGAUGGAACAUUCUUGUCUGCCCAAUUGUUAUUUUCAAUUUGAUCAGCACAAUGGCUUCCGCAUUUCGGUUAUAGCCGGUCGUGACAUUAAGAAGGGAGAACAUUUGAAGAUUAUGUACUCGAACAUGCUGUGGGCCACUCAAAUGCGUCAUGAACACCUCAUGAUUACAAAACAUUUUCUGUGCAGCUGUGAACGUUGCCGCGAUCCCACGGAAAUGGGUACUAAUUUCAAUGCUUUGCGUUGCGUGGGCGAUGUAAAUGUUGAAUGUGAUGGAAUACAGUUGCCUAAAGAUCCCUUGGAUAGCAAAAGCGAUUGGGUGUGCAAUAAAUGUCCAAUGAUUAUAAGUGGAGAAGAGGUCCGCUAUCUUUUAACCCAAAUGACCGAGGAGGUAGAAUCUCUAUUGGCCCGCAAACCCACCCUCAAACAAGUCGAAAGUCUUAUCGAUAAGUUGUCUACAUUUUUGCAUCCAAAUCACUAUCAUAUGUUCAGUUUGAAGCACUCGCUCAUCCAACUCUAUGGCAAUGAAUUGGGCUAUAAAAUGCAGCAACUAUCGGAAGAACAAUUGACCAAGAAACUCAACAUGUGUGAGGAACUUUAUGAAAUUUGCCAGAAAUUAGAUCCAUUCACAAUACGUCUCUCGAUUUAUGUGGGUAUAAUACUGUAUGAAAAGCAUACUGUGUUAGUGGAACAGGCUAAACGUUUGAAGCAGCAAGUAAAGGUGGAGAAAAAAUUGUAUGUGGAAGCUAGGGAGUGUUUAUUGAAGGCCUCAAAGUUUCUGGAAAAGGAAUUGGAUAAUGUGGCGGGUAGUAAACUAAGUGAUCGUGUUAACAAGGCUUUGGAAUAUGUGGAUAUUUUAUUGGUUAAAGUUUAAUAAAAGGAAUGGAAUGUCUACAAAGUAAAUAAA
Calliphora vicina (urban bluebottle blowfly) is the source of this 1953-nucleotide messenger RNA. RefSeq names its product SET and MYND domain containing, arthropod-specific, member 5 (gene SmydA-5). The coding region runs from base 247 to 1920 and encodes 557 amino acids. The transcript is spliced from 4 exons. The record is from RefSeq and is a predicted model, not a curated record. Lineage: Eukaryota; Metazoa; Arthropoda; Insecta; Diptera; Calliphoridae. Gene Ontology annotation, molecular function: protein binding.